Molecule: messenger RNA, 1045 nt
Organism: Ananas comosus (pineapple)
Lineage: Eukaryota; Viridiplantae; Streptophyta; Magnoliopsida; Poales; Bromeliaceae
Exons: 5
Coding region: 16-699 (227 amino acids)
Source: RefSeq, a predicted model, not a curated record
AAACCGAGAGAUUCGAUGGAUCCCACCCUCUCCCUCUUCCUCCUCGCUGCGGCGGCGCUCGCCGGCGCCGGCGCCGCCGCAGUGGCGGAGCCAGCGCCGUCGAGUUGCGCGGAGGAGAUCGUCGGGAUCUCCGCUUGCCUCCCCCUCGUCGUGGCGGCGACGCCGAUCACCGCCGCCGCCAACGCCACCGCGGCGGCGGCGGCGGCGGAGGCGGCGCCAUCCGACGCGUGCUGCGACGCGUUCCUCCGUGGCCUCGUCGGCGGUGGCGCCGCGUGCCUCUGCCACCUCUUACGGGACCCGCUCCUCCUAGGGUUUCCGAUUAACACCUCCCGCAUCGCCUCGCUCUUCUCCUCCUGCGGAGCUCCGAACCCUAGCGACUCCGCGGACUCGUCGUUCUCCGAGAUGUGCAAUGAAUCCCAGUCGUUGCCACCGUUCCGAAGCAUCACAUGGAAUGAUACAAGCAUACCAAGCCCAGCGAGUUCUGAAGAAACCAUUAAUCCGUCCUCUGCAAAUCUGACCCGACCUGCCCCCGUUCCGAUCUGCCCCCCUGUAGCAUGUCCGAAACCGUCGGAGCCCGACCUCGCACCACAACCACGCCCGGAUGCGUCAGCCCGAUCGCUGCUGGCCAGUGCAAUGUCGCUCAUUUUUGCUGUCCUCGCAUUCUUUAUUUUCGAAGCGAUGAGUCGUGCAGCCGACUAAGUUGGAUUUUCACAUUACGGAGAGGGUGGCGGCGGCGAUGUUGGCAGCGACUUCCGUGACAGUGUUGGCAGCGGAAAGGGUGGCGGCGGCGAUGUCGGUGACAGAGUGGGUAGUGGUGGCUACCUCCGCGGCGAUGCCGGUGGCAGAGAUGCGACUGAGGUUGCAGUGGCCAGCACUUCGGUGAGAUUGGUAGUGGGGAAGGGUUCGUGCGAAUGUGAAUAGAGAAAAAGAGGGAGAGGAAGAGAGAGAGACAUGGAAAUAAAAAUAACGUAUUGAAACGGUUUGGGAUUGGAGGGGUAAAAUUAUAAUUUUCUAUGACAUACAAGAUUAUUUGUCAUUAGUAAUA